AUGCUUCACGGUUUAGGAGAUAGCCAGGUCUCUGUACCGCCUGAUGCAGAUCCAGCACAGCUUCUUGCGUCUGUGCUGGAUCACAUUGCGCAGGCCAAACCUUCGCUUUCUUCGGACCAACUCAUUCCUUUUAUGCUAUCCGUUCUUUCGACUUCGACGGAUGCACAGUGUGCUUCGUUGGACGAGACACAACGUCAUAAGAUUUUCGCUGCGCUCCAUGAGCGCUACGGCGAUACGGUGCCCAAGGCCCUUGAACAGGCCAUGUCGAAAUACGCCAAUGGCCGACGAACAGCGGAGGUCCUGCGCAUGCUAGGCCCGAGUGUCAUGACGCCAUCCCUAGCACGUGCCCUUCUCCAGGCAACAGGUUUCACAUCGCCCAGUACACAGGAGGUGGCGUCGCUUCUCAGCCAGUUGCUGACGCUGCCCAGCCCGCGAGCGACACCUGUGACGGAUUUCGGCGCGGUGGCCAAGGCUGUGUACGCAUUGCAGCCGUCCUUGGAUGCGCGUGCCAUCCUACAAGCGCAAGAUUCCUGGCCGGAGCUGUCGGUGCCGCCGUGUGCGGCCAUUGGCACGGGCCUCUGCGCAUGGAUUCAGGAGCAAAAAGACGCGGUAGCGGCGCUCUCUGGUCUGUGGGGUGUUUGGCAGCAUCGCCUGCGGCAGCUUCAGCUGCUGUUUUCGAUGCUUUUGCUAAGUGAGUCGCCGCUGCAGAUGGUCUCGCUGCCGGUGCGCCGCAUUGUGGAUGUGAACGACUACAAAGAAGCUCCAGAGACGGUGCAGACACAAGCCCAAGCUGCUAGUGAGAGUGUGUGGAACAUGACGGACCUUAUUGAGACUCUCAUGGAGCUGGCCGGCAGCGCGCCUGGUGCGGAAGACAGCAGUGAGGUUGGUCGUGCUGUGACGGCCAUCCUGGAGCGUGCGAUUCAGCAGCAGGCCGACUGUGUUUUGCUGGGUCUUGCUGCGAUUCCGCCGUCGACCAAUGCUGUGCACCCAGAGCUGGUGACCAAGCUAUUGGCAAUGUUCUUGUCAGGACACCCCUCCGGUCAACUGGUGUUUUACAGCCUGUGGCAUACGCAGCCGACGUUGUUGCUCGACGCCUUCCAGCGACUGUACAGCGACAGUGCGUUGCAUCUCACACGCAUCGUCGAGGUCGCCCAAGAGCUGAAUUGCUUGGACGCGCUGCUGAGCGAACAGCGUCCGCUGGUAUUUGUGCUGGACGCAGCAGCACUGGCAGCGCGACGCGAUGCGCUGGAGCUGGAACCAUGGCUGCAAAAGCGGAUUAGCGAUCGGCCUGCGGACGAGUUUAUGGUGACCAAGGCACUUGACUUUUUGGAGCAAAAGAUCAAGGAGGACUUGGUGCGUCGCGAUCCGCAAGCGGAGCCUACGUUUGUGCCGCUGAGCGUGCAGCAAGUCGCUACGUUUUUGCGUGUGCUGCGUAGCUUUGGCGAUACCAUGACGCCGGAAGAGAUUGAGCACUUCAAAGUGGUGCGCAACCUGUGCUUGCAGCUGCAUCCACGUCUUAUGUCUCUCACGCCAGGCACCGAUAGCACGGAGCCGGGCUUGUCUGUGACCUCCUUCUCGAAAGAGAUCCAUCGUGAGGCUGAUUCGUGGUACCGCCAGAUGUACGAAGGCAAGGUCAGUGUGGAUGAUAUCAUGGCGCUGUUGAAGCGAUGCAAACACUCUGACGACCCGCAUGAGCACCAGCUGUUCGCGUGUAUGGUACAUACCCUGUUUGACGAGUACCGCUGGUUUGAGCUGUACUACCCGCCACGCGAGCUGCUCAUGACGUCGGAAGUGUUUGGCUCGCUGAUUCGCGACCAACUUAUUGACUCGAUCCCGCUGGGCAUUGCGAUUCGCUACGUGGUCGACGCCUUGCGCUCGCCGCCAGAUUCGCCCAUGUCGCACUUUGGUGCGCGGGCCUUGGUACGCUUUUGGCCGCGUCUGUCCGAGUGGCCGCAGCUGUGCCAAGCGCUUAUGGCCAUGCCGACGCUGCAGCAGGCGCACCCGCAGCUGGUGUACCUUGCAGAAAAGGCGCUGGAGGAUGCGAAGAACGGCAAGACACGCGCUUCGACAGAGUCGCUCUUUACUGCAGUGCAUGUGGACGAGGUCUCCACAGACGGGCAACGUACACCCAGCGAGGCGCAGUCGGAUCAAAUUCUUUUCCUGAUCAACAACAUGACGAUGACCAACGUUGCGGAAAAGCUGCCGGCAGCUCGGGAACUGAUUUCCGGCGACGUGCUGCAGUGGCUGGCGCGCUACCUUGUCGUGGAGCGUGUGAGCUUGGAGCCCAACAACCAUGAGCUGUACCGCCUGUUCCUCGAUGGCUUGGAGCUGCGGAACACGUACACGUAUGUCCUGCAUGAGACGCUGGUCAAGUUGAAGAGUUUGCUGGAGUCGGAGAAGACGAUGCAGUCGUCGUCGGAGCGUACGAUCCUCAAGAACUUGGCCGCCUGGCUGGGUCUGACGACGUUGGCGCGGCAGAAACCCAUUCGCCACCGCCAUAUCUCGUUCAAGAUGCUGCUCCUGCAAGCGCAUGAAGCGGGGCGGCUCAUGGUCGCGAUUCCGUUUGUGUGCAAAGUGUUGGAGCAGUGUGUGCAUUCGGUCGUCUUCCGACCGCCGAACCCAUGGCUCAUGGCCGUCUUAAGCCUACUAGUCGAGCUGUACCAGUUUGCGGACCUGAAACUCAAUCUGAAGUUUGAGAUUGAAGUGCUGUGCAAGAGUCUGCAGGUGGAUCUGCAGCAGCUUCAGCCGAGUCGUUUGCUGCCGGGCCGUCGUCCUGAGCCGCCUAGUGCGCCGCCGGCCGAGUACGGCACGGCCGGUGUCGUGGCUGGCAUGGAGCAGCUCUCGGUGGGCGGCGACAAUGCUGCGUACCAGGAUAUGUUUGUCACGAUGCUGCAGAACAUGGCGCAGUACAUCGUGAUUAGCCCGCAAGUGGUGCCGUACGCCAACAGUGCGGCGUGGAAGCGUGUCAUGUACGUGGCGUUGGAGCGCGCGAUCCAGGAGAUUAUCACGCCAGUGGUCGAGCGCAGCGUCACCAUCGCCUCGAUUUCCACACGGGAGUUGGUCAGCAAGGACUUUGCGAUGGAGCCUGACGAGCACAAACUGCGUACCGCCGCCCACCAAAUGGCGCAGAACAUGGCGGGCAGUUUGGCGCUAGUCACGUGCAAAGAGCCACUGCGUCUGAGCAUUCUCGCGCAUGCGCGGCAGCUGUUCGCAGCGGGGGGUGUUACGGAGCAGGCGCUGCCGGAGCAGGCCUUGCUGCUGCUUGUCCAGGACAACUUGGACUUGGCAUGUGUCGUGAUUGAGAAGACCGCGAUGGAAAAGGCCCUGGCCAAGGUUGACGAAGGUCUUGCGAGUGCCUAUGCGAAGCGCCGUGAGUUUGUGACGCAUGGCCGUGGCGUUGUGUUUUGGGACAAUGCGUCACUAUUGCACUACAGCACGACGCUGCCAGACAUGCUUCGUAUUGCUCCGCCAGGUUUGCAGCCGGCGCAGUUGCGUGUGUAUGACAACCUGGCGAUGACGCCGAGUAUGCCGCGGGGCGACGAGGAUCUGGAGGCCGAGGAACUUGCGGCGGCAGGCGUGGUUGUGGCGAGUGCGGGCGGUACGCCGCCGGCGCGUGCGCUGGAGCGCUUCCUCAGCAUGGCUGCGGAGCUGGAGCGCUUCUUUACCGAGGUGGGCGACACACAGACGUUGGCGACGCUGCCGACGAACCACUUUGUGCGUCAGAUCUCGCCGCACCUGACCGACCUGGUCGUGCAUGCGUCGCAGCGUGACGAGACGGUGCUGCUAAUUGCGCAGAAAGUGGUGCAGCUGCUGUACAAGUCGCACACGCGCCUUGCGCGUGAGGUAUGGGUCGCCGUGUUGGAGCAGCUGUGUGAGCAGUCGCCCAAGGUCGCGAAGGAAGUCACGGCAUGGCUCGUGUACGCGGAAGACGAGCGCAAGUUUGACGUGCCUGUGACGCUCGAGUUAGUACGUGCCAACCUGAUCGGCAUUGGCGAGCAGGAGCAGCAGCUGGCGAAGCUGGUGCUUCGUUCGCAGGGCCGGCCGUCCGUGCUGGACUUUAGUGCGCAGCUGGCUCGCGAGUUGCUGCAGAGCGGCAUCGCUACACGGCAGCAGCUCGCGACCCUGCUCAGCGCCUUGCACCAGGUCGUGCAGUACGGCCGCGCGACGCCUGCGACGCAGCAGCUGCUGGACGAGCUGGACGAGCUGGCGCCGGGCGAUGCGGCCCUGCCGCUGCGGGAGCAGUUGGCGUACAGCUUCGCGAGCUGGGUACGUAUGUUCCAGCAAGCGCCGAACCCAGAGAAGGCCUUUGUGGAGUACGUGACGCAGCUCCAGAGCCAGAACGUGCUGAAAGGCGAGCAAGUCUCGUCGCUCUUCUUCCGUAUGUGCACGGAAGUGAGUGUGGGGCACUACCUGAAGCAGCAUGCCGUCGGCGGUACCCGUGCGAGUGGCAUUUACUCACCGAUCGAUACGUACGCGCAGCUGAUCGUGUACCUGGUCAAGUACCAUGCGGAUCCGCAUGGCGCGAACGACGAGCACGCGAAGGUGCUGUACCUGACCAAGAUUCUGUCGAUCAUCGUGCUGGUCCUUGCGCAGUCGCACGAAGAACUCGGUGCACGUUUCCAGCAGAAGCCGUUCUUCCGCCUGUUCUCGAGCCUGCUCUUUGACCUGCACCAUGCCGAGCCGGCGCUGCAGGGGGCGUACCAGGGGGCACUGCUGGCGAUUGCCAAUGCGCUGCACACACUGCAGCCCAGCACGUUCCCUGGCUUUGCGUUCUCCUGGCUGGGCCUCAUGUCGCACCGCCUGCUCCUUGCGCCGCUCCUGGCCGCGCCGGGCGGCACGGCCUUGUUCCAUCGCUUGAUGCUGAGCCAGCUGCGGUUCCUUGCGCCGUUCCUGCGUCAGAGUGGCCUGCACGAUACGAUGCGGCUGUUGUACACGGCGACGCUGCGUGUGCUGCUGCUGCUGCUGCAUGACGCACCCGAGUACCUCGCUGAGCAUGCGCAGAGUCUGAGCGAUGCGAUCCCGCCGUCGUGCAUCCAGAUGCGCAACAUCAUUCUGUGUGCGUACCCACGCACGAUGCGCCUGCCCGAUCCCCUGGCUGCGUCCGUUCGCCUCGCUACGCUCCCGGAGGCGAAGCACCUGCCUGCGUCGCAGUACGACGUACGCGCCGUGCUGGUGAACGCGCCGAAACUGCAAGCGUGGCUCGACGAGUGGCUGCAGCCGUCGCGCAAGACGACGCUCGGCACGUCGCUAGCCGACGCAUGCAAGGCCACGCCACAGCAUACCGACACGCACUUCCACGAGCCGCUGAUGAGUGCGAUGGUGCUGUACUUGGCACAUAGCGCAUGGCAAGGCACACAGCAUCUGCUUAGCACGGCGCCAGAGGCUGCACAGCGUGAUCCCGUGCUGGCGCUGUACCACACGCUGCUGCGGGAGCUCGAGCCGGAAGGCCGGUACCUGCUGCUUAGCGUCGCAGCGAAUCAGCUGCGAUUCCCCUCGCGCCAUACAGCGUACUUUAGCACACUGCUUCUUACGCUGUACAUGGAGGACGACGCCUUUGUCCGUGAACAGAUUCUGCGUGUCCUCCUGGAACGUGUCAUUGUGCAUCGACCUCACCCAUGGGGCGUGCUGUACACGUUUGCGCAGCUCCUGCGCGCCCCGAAAGUGCCGCUUCCGCAAGCGCCCCCUGAAAUCCACGCGAUCCUCGAGCAUAUGGCCAAGACCCUGUCUCCCGAUCGCGCCGUCGCCUCCACCAUGUAG
Molecule: messenger RNA, 5757 nt
Organism: Malassezia pachydermatis
Lineage: Eukaryota; Fungi; Basidiomycota; Malasseziomycetes; Malasseziales; Malasseziaceae
Exons: 1
Coding region: 1-5757 (1918 amino acids)
Biological process (GO): nuclear-transcribed mRNA catabolic process, deadenylation-dependent decay
Cellular component (GO): CCR4-NOT core complex; P-body
Molecular function (GO): molecular adaptor activity
Source: RefSeq, a predicted model, not a curated record